UGAGCGUCGUGCUGCCGUUAGCAACAGCAGAGGCUGGAGCGGGAAGGAUAUAACUGCCGCACUAAUCUGUUGAUGACAACACUAAACUAUUGUUUACUCGGUUCACAGGGGAGCUGGAAAAGAUGUCGUAUUUUAUAACGAUGUGAAACAAAAUGUUUUAUCGUUUUGACCCCUUGAGAAACGGAAAAGGAAGCUCUGUCGGACAUUAAGUUGUCUGUUUGCUAGCCACGGUCUGUACAUUUACACUAGCUGCUCGAUUUUUUUAAGAAGUUGCAACAAGGCUGAGACAUCAACAGGUGGAGUUUACAUCGGCGAUAGUCGCUAUCAAUGGCCUCAAAAGCAGGUUGGCAGCAUCCUUAUGUCAACAUAUUCAAACAUGUCAGAGUUGAAGAGUGGAAAAAGUCGGCGAAAGAGGGAGAUGUAUCAACAUGCACGAACAAGACACUCAAGUGUACAGUGUUCCAGAUCAGAGGUCCUGUUCCUGCCAACAGCUACAUCAUGAUACCCAAAAACAGCAACCAGUCUCUGGGGCUGACAGGGCGCUACUUCUACCUUCUCUUCAGGCCCACCCCUGGCAGAUACUUUGUGGUCCACCUGGAUGUGUCCGCAGAGGAGGGCCAGGUUGUCCGUCUCUCCUUUUCCAACAUGUUUAAAGAGUUCAAGUCCACACCCACCUCGCUUCAGUUUCCUUUCCUGUGUGGAGCUGCAAAGGAUUCAGUCUAUGAAAGCACGGCCAAAUCUGCAAGACAUGGUUUUGUGGGUCCAGCUCCCACUUCAGUGCGUUGGACCUGUCUGAUGCUGGAUCUGCAGUACACACUCUCUGUCUACGUCAACCGUUGCUACAGUCACCUGAAAAGCAUCAAGCUUUGUGCUAACAUGUCGGUGAAAAACAUGUUUACCAGUGAUCUGCUGCUCGAUCCAGGAGUUUCCUUCAGUGAAGCCAAGCUGAUGGGUUUGACCUCUUCUCAGGGAACAGGUCCUAUGCCCAGAGACAUGUCAUUUCCUGUGCCCAAGGGAGGCUCUUGGCAUGACCUCUAUGAUUACAUCAGGUUUCCCUCAGAGGGAACAAAAUUACCCUUUGACUCCAUUCAAAAAGGCAAUCCUAAACCUGAAGCUACAUGCGUCUCCAACCAAAGACGCCCUGUUAGAGAGGAGCCUUGCUGUGUCAACCUGAGCAAACCAGUUCAGGACCGUGUGUCCCUCAUCCAGCAGAUAACCACUCCAAAAUCACUCCAGAGGAAUCGAACCCCCUUGGUGACCAACAUACCUGAGCUGGGUGUAGUUUCCACUCACCAGAAGGAUGACUGGCUUCGCUCAAAUAAUGACCAGCAUCAGCAGGAGUCAUCACGCUCCAAUUCACACCAUCUUAGAUCCAGGCCACCAUGUGAUACUGAUGGCAGGGGAGUUCACGUUUACGUGCAUCCUGAGGAUGUCUUCAGCAAAUAUAGGGAGGAAAGUGAAGAAGAGUUUGUUUGCACUCCUGUGCCACAUCCUAUCCAUCUAUCAUCAUCCAAAGAAACCAGAGAACGGAAGCUGCUUCCAGACCCGAUUCUCAGGCUCAAUCAAAUCAUUGGCUUUGGAGGAGCCACUACUAGAUGUGCCCUGUGGACCAAAUCGGGUGAUGCUGUGGUAUAUCCAUGUCAUGCAAUCAUCAUCUCUAUGAAGAUAUCCUCUAAUCAGCAGAGAUUCUUCAUCGGUCACACUGAUAAGGUGUCUGCACUGGCUUUUAAUGGAAACACCACAGUGCUGGCCUCAGCACAAACUGGUAACCACAGUGUAGUUCGAGUCUGGAACUAUCCCAAAGGAAGCUGUCUGGCCAUGUUUAGGAUUCAUGCGCAUUCAUUAUCCUCUCUUAGCUUCUCGUAUGCCGGUGGUAUUCUCUGUGGAGUGGGUAAAGACAACCACAUCAAAACAAUGGUGGUGGUUUGGAACACUCUGAACAUUAGUAAAGGCGGAGAGGUGACCAUCUUAGCCAAAGCACACACAGAUGUGGACAUCCACACCAUGAAGGUUGCCUUUUUUGAUGAUACAAGGAUGGUUUCAUGCGGUCGGGAUAACAUUCGCCUGUGGCGAAUGCGAAAUGGGACGCUGCGCUCCUGCCCAGUCAACCUGGGUGAAUACCACUCAAUGGACUUCACAGACGUUGCCUUUGAGGAGGGAAACUCUUCCAACCAAUAUGUUGAUGAUCGAACACUAUUUGCCAGCAGUCGCAGUGGCCAUAUCUUUGAGAUUGACUACAGCAGAGUUGUCAUCAGAAAUGUCAGAAGGCUGAUGCCUGCACAGCAGCAGCAUGCAAACCGCAGGGAAAAAUGGACUUUUAACACAGGUCCAAGCAUUGCGAUCAACAGCAUCAGUGUGUCCUCAUCAUUCUGUGCCACAGGCUCUGAAGAUGGCUUCCUGCGGCUCUGGCCCCUUGAUUUUUCUGCAGUCUUCCUGGAGGCUGAACAUGAGGGACCUGUGAGCCUAGUGUCAGUCUCAUCAGACAGCCUUCAAGUCCUGGCAGGCACCUCUAAUGGUAACCUGGGUUUCCUUGAUGUGAGCAGCCGUGGUUACAACACGCUGAUGAGAUCACAUACAGACACCGUGCUCGGCUUCAGUGUGGACGGUAUCCGUCGCCAUCUCACAACAGCCUCCUCCGAUGGCACAGUGCGCAUUUGGAAUAUGGAUUCCUUGCAUCAGUUGUAUGAUUUUGUGUCAGACGACAACCCAUGCUCCGUGGCCUUCCAUCCCAGAGAGCAGGUCUUCUCUUGUGGCUUCAGCUCCGGCAUUGUCAGGGUCUUUGACAUCCCCAGUGCCAAGCUAAUGGCUGAACACAAACAGCACAGAGGUGAAGUCGUGGGUCUUGCCUUCUCCCCGGAUGGGGAGUUCAUGUACAGUGCUGACUCCCAUGGCUCUCUGACACUUUACAACGCCUCUGAGGAAGACCACAAUGUGAUCAGAGUUGUGUGUAAUGUCGUGGCUCGGGGCACUGAGCGUGCUCCAGACGCCCUUGCAGUGAGCAGUGACAGCCGCUGUCUGGCUUUUGUCGGUCCCACAGAGUACAUUGUCACCAUCGCUGACUCACACUCUCUGGAUGAGUUGCUUCAUGUAGAUGUGAGUAUUUUGGAUGUAGAGAGCCCUCGUCUUGAUUCUGCACUGAAGGUCUGCUUCCCUCCGGCCUCCACUGAGCACUUGUUGGUCACUACAUCAGCUAACAAGAUACUCUGGGUCAGCACUAGCACAGGCCGUCUUCUCCGUGAGGUAUCUAAAGUGCACAAACACCAGUGCUCGUCUCUGGCUGUGAGUGAGGACAGUCGAUUCCUGCUGACAGCAGGACACAAUGCUGUGAAAGUGUGGGAUUAUAACAUGCAGCUCGACAUUAACUCACAGAUGUUUAUAGGCCACAGUCAGCCCAUCCGCCAGGUGAGCUUUACCCCUGACCAGCUGGGUGUGAUCUCAGUGGGAGACGCCAUAUUCCUUUGGGAUUUUCUGGCACACCCUGUUGACUCUUUGUCUGAGAGCAGAUCACCUCUCAGAUUAAGCUACAUCUCGGCUCCUAAAUCAGUUCAACCAGAAGUAAGUGGAGUCCAGCUGUCCAACGGGAUGCCACGACAGACGGCACCCCUCCCCUCCUCAUCGCCACCACGUCUGGACGUCAGCACCCUUGACCAAGGUGACCAAGGGGCUUUGAGCUCAUUGUCUCUUUGUCAUGAUGACACGACGACUAUCCAAACCGUUCCACUCCGAGCCACUGGCUCAGCUCCUUCCUCUGACUCCAGACCUGCCAUCUCAUUCCUCAAAGUAACAGAGCUGGACAACAUAUCUCCCAUGAAUACCAGUCAUAUGGACGCUGUUGUGGUGAAUGCAAGGAAGCCAGUACGUCCUGAUUGUUACAGACACUUUAUCCCACGUUUCAAAACCUCCUCUCUUGAUCAGGGUGCUGUGGCUCCCCAACCAGGAGAAGAGGGCAUAAAGCUGAAAGCAGUUAUUGGUUAUAACGGCAAUGGCCGUAGCAACAUGGUGUGGAGCCCUGACCAAGGUUUGUUUGCAUACUCAUGUGGCUGUGUGGUGGUGGUGGAGUACCUUCAUACGGGAAGUCAGAGACACUUGCAGGGCCACAGCGAGGAGAUCUCUUGUCUUGCAGUCACAAAUGAUGCACAGACUGUAGCAUCAGCAGCUGGUGGCAGUCACGGCAACAGGAGCCUUAUCUGCAUUUGGGAUGUCCAGAACGGAAGUUGUCGCAAUACCAUCUCCUACCACAAGGGGACAGUGCAGAGUCUCACUUUCUCCAGGGAUGACCGCUUCUUUCUCUCUGUCGGAGACUUUUCUGACCCAGAGGUGGUUCUGUGGAGCAGUAAGACCUUCCAAAUACUGUCCAGUGUGAGCUUGUCAGGACCGGUCCAUGAUGUGGCCUUCAGUCCGUCAGCAGCCAGUCAGCUGGCUUGUGUGGGAAGCCAAGGGGCUUACUUCUGCCUUAUCCACACACACGGCUCUGAUGUAGACCUCAAGGUCCAGAGGGUGAAUACACCAGCAGAGGUGGGUGAUGUGGAGCUGACGGCUUUGUGCUACCACAUGGAGUCCUUGCUGUUCACCGCCACCAAUCGAGGACAUGUUUGCGUCUGGGACGUCAACACACAGUGCUGCUUGAUGACCUGGGAAGCCGAUGAGGGCGAGAUCGGAGUGUUGCUGUGUCGAGGGAACCGUCUGUUGACAGGCAGCAACACCCGCUGGUUGCGACUGUGGGCAGUCGAAGCUGUGCGGGGUGUGAUGCCUCAAGAAAAGGUCUGCGAUAUGAAAGACAGUGGGACCGUGGUGGUGCUGGAGCAGGAGAUAAUGCUGGAUGGGACGACGGUCAGUGCAGCAUUUGAUAGCACAAUGGACAUGGGCAUCGUUGGCACGACGGCAGGAACCCUGUGGUACAUCAACUGGUCAGACAACAGCAGCACCCGGCUCGUCAGCGGACACAAGACCAAGGUUAACGAUGUGGUGUUCAGCUCUGACGAGAGGCAUUUCGCCACCUGCAGCGAGGAUGGCAGCGUGAGAGUGUGGACAGCCCCUAGCAAUGAAUUGGUGGUGCAGUUCCAGGUGCUCAACCAGGCCUGUGGCUGUGUAUGCUGGAGUCCUUCUUCGAGUAAGGACAGUGCAUGUGUUGCUGCAGGAUACAGCGACGGCACCCUUAGAAUCUUCCGGCUAGCCUCCUCAGAGAUGGAGAUGAAGCUGCAUCCUCAUAACGUGGCGGUCACUGCCAUCCAGUACUCUGCUAAUGGUCAUGUGAUCCUUUCAGCAGGAAAGAAUGGUCUGGUAGCUGUCAGCAGCCCAGUGAAUGGAGCAACUAUCCGUGUCAUCAGGGACCACAAAGGAGCACAGAUUACUACCAUCCAGUGUGUGAAUGAACAGUGUAAAACUUUCGGACUGGAAGGAAACGAGAUGUGGUUGGCUGCCAGUGCUGACAGACGUGUCAGCGUGUGGGCUGCCGAUUGGGUGAAGGACAAGUGUGAUCUUCUAGAUUGGCUGACAUUUCCUGCUCCAGCCUAUUUUGGGGAUGACAGCCCACCUCCCAGCCUUGCUGUCUUCUGCCCUACAAACCCCAGCCUGGUGGUCUAUACUGGCUACGGAGUAGAGAAAGAGCUGUCCUUCUACAGCCUGGUUACAAAGCAGAUAAUCAAAAAGAUUGCACUGCCCCACUGGGCCACAUGCUUUAGCCUCUCCUGUAAGAGUCAACUCAUAGCUGUGGGAUCAAAAGAGCGAGUAUUGAAGUUGAUCAAGUCAACCAGCGGCAGAUUCCAGGACUUUGUGCAGCACAGUGACUCACUGCAGACGUGUCACUUCUCUCCCUCUGGGACUCUUCUUUUCACUGUAGCUUUUAAUGAGAUACUGUUGUGGGAGGUGCAGGGCCUCUGAGGGCCUCUGGCCUGUUUUUUUUUUAACCUCAAACCUCGUGGGUUUAUUCACAAGUGCCUAAUUUAUAUUGUUACUUUAUGUAAUUUUAUCUUUCCAUAGACAUUUUUUUAAUCAGUUACAUAUUUCUUGGGAAAUAGUUAUAGUUCGUGGAGAAGCUUUGUGUAAGAUUUGCCACUCUAAAGUUUGGAGUGUUUUAUGCGUAGGGUUUUAAAAUAUAGACGUUUUAACAUGUUGAACAAUUGUUUUUAAUGUUCAUUCACUUCUAUUGUUCGACUAUUUAUUUUAGUUUUUCUUAUUGUGAGUUACAAUGUGUAUGAAUACUGAUGAGUGAUUAAUAAUUGCUGUCAUGUCUACGUUUUUUUUUUUCAGUGGUGAAUAGAAUUAUGGUUUGUGGGCUGCUCUAGGAUGGUGUUUCAAUAAAAAGCAGCUUGUAAAAUUACAAUCUUGAAUUUUCACCAAGUCCAAUAACGCCAGCAUGGUGCUUGCACACAUACAAUACAGAAAGUGCUGCUGCCAAAGAUAUUUGUACUUUUACUUUUCACCAGAAUGAUGAAGCACAGUUUUGCAUGAAUCUCCUCGAGUUUCCAUUUUAGUUAAAGGACACUCCAACAAAAGUUUCUUUCUGUAACAGGGGCUUUGAAUUCAGCCUUCCCAAUCUGAAUGACAGUCUCCCUUAUUACUGGUACAGGGUCACUCUUCUGUCAGGGGUUUUCAUCAGUUUGCCAUUUCAGCAUUCAGAUAUGUAGCAUACACACUGUUGAUACCGCCUCUGUCACCGUUCUGUUAAGAAAACAAUGACACCAGUGAUGCAAACUCAGCUGUUGUGCUAGUAGUUCAGGUAGAACUUCCUGUUUGUGACAUUAUAUAUUUAAAAAAACAACAAAAAAAACAAGUGCAGUUUGUGCUACAUUGAUUAAAAUUUUCAUCCCCUAACCACAAAAAUAGUUCAAUACAGUUCUCAACAUGCAGCACAAGUAUUUCUAUUUUUCUGAGAAUGAUCAAGCAGUUUUAGUAAAUAUCAUGUGAUCCAUCCUGAAGAGGAUGAAAGCAUUCAAUUUAAUACAAGACCAGCUGCAAGUGGAAAACAAGAUUAUCCUGCGGGGAUAUUAAAUCAUGCAAAGAACGGGCAAUUAUUGAACAUUACAGACUUUUGACUGAAAGAGACUAAAACAUGAAGUGGUAAACAAACACUGGGGCUGAGAUAAACACCGGCUGACAUGGAACUACAGUCUGGAGUACUUAAAUUAUCCUCUCCACUUCUCUUGUUGGUGCUGCAUAACAGACAUAACUUCUGCUGUAUGUAAUGGACACAAUAACAGUUUUGAAAAUCACACUUCUCUUCAAGCAAAUGUGAAGAAAAUGUGGAGGUCCAGGUGUUCAAAAUGACCUCAGAUGUUUUAGACAGUACUUUCCCCAAAUGAUUAUUAUCAUUUCGUAGUCAUUAUCCUUUGAAUCAGGUAAAACAAUUGUCUUAGGCUAAAUCAUAGAGUGUGUGAGUUUUACAUCCAUGUGUUCUGUUCAUGUUUGAAACAGGCUCUGUCAGUGCAAUGAGGGCAAUACUGUCUGAAUAAUACAUUUUAAAACUGCGUUGGCCUCCUGGUGCCACGCCAACAAUAUCAGCUAUGAUGUGGCUGCUAUAACCCUUUUGAAUGACACAAAUUACACAAGCACAUUGUUCCAACGAGCUUUGAUGCUUAUAGGGCUACAUCUUAAGGACUGAGACCAAGGACCAUAAAUAAACAGCAUAUUACUGUACAUGUACACAGGGCCAGCCCUCGGCUUUCAGUGGGCAUACACAGACUUUGUUUGUGGCCUCAAAUCUUUUACUUUCUUUGAGGGUUGGCAAGUAACUACAAACAGUAACAUGAUGUGAAAAGUAAAUGAAGUAACUGGAUCCUGCAGGAUCAUUUUGUCCAAUGAAAAUAAACAAACUUUUUUUAUUA
Molecule: messenger RNA, 7823 nt
Organism: Larimichthys crocea (large yellow croaker)
Lineage: Eukaryota; Metazoa; Chordata; Actinopteri; Sciaenidae
Gene: wdr90
Product: WD repeat domain 90
Exons: 43
Coding region: 328-5880 (1850 amino acids)
Cellular component (GO): centriole
Molecular function (GO): protein binding
Source: RefSeq, a predicted model, not a curated record